This is a messenger RNA of Rhinichthys klamathensis goyatoka, 2089 nucleotides long. Its product is annotated as gastrula zinc finger protein XlCGF26.1-like. Lineage: Eukaryota; Metazoa; Chordata; Actinopteri; Cypriniformes; Leuciscidae. Bases 180 to 1847 code for a protein of 555 amino acids. The transcript has 2 exons. The record is from RefSeq and is a predicted model, not a curated record.
GUUAGUCCAUUUGAGGGCAUUAAAGUCAUCAUGAAAUUGAAAAUAAUCUCUCCCAUGGAUGUAGUUUGGAUUUGUAUUUUUGUGUGUUAAUUAUUCUCAUCUUAAACAGGAAAGAGUGUCCAAACACACAGAAAAACUCCUGGUGAAGCAAUUGAGAUCCACGUGACACUAUUAUAAAGAUGGCAUUGGUUAAAGAGGAGAGUGAAGACAUGAAGAUUGAAGAAGUAUUCACAGUGAAACCAGAAGAUACCGAGGAACAAACAGAUCUGAUGGCACUGAAAGAGGAGAGUGAAGUACUGAAUGAAAUGAAAGAUCAUGAUUUGAUAACUGGAGAAAAAUCUUUUAGUGGCUCACAGACUGAAAAUACUUCUUCGCCAAAAAGAGUUCAAAAGACAGGAGCUGGAAGUUUUUUCACCUGCUUUCAGUGUGGAAAGAGUUUCAGUCAACACAAAAACCUUAAAGUCCACAUGAGAGUUCACAAUGGAGAAAAGCCCUACACCUGUCAACAGUGUGGAAAAAAAUUCACUGAAAAAGGAAACCUUAAAGUUCACAUGAGACUUCACACUGGAGAGAAGCCUUUCACCUGCCAACAUUGUGGAAAGAGUUUCACUCAAAAUGGAGCCCUUAAAAACCACAUGAGAACUCAUACCGGAGAGAAGCCUUACACCUGCAAACUGUGUGGAAAGAGUUAUAAAGCAGAAAUAAACUUUAGGUAUCACAUGCACAUUCACACUGGAGAGAGGCCUUUCACAUGUGAUCAGUGUGGAAAGAGUUUUACACGUAAAGAAACCCUUAAUUCCCACAAAAGAGUUCACUCAAGAGAGAACCGGUUUAUAUGUCAUGAGUGUGGAAGGAGUUUCCCUGACUUGAAACGUCUUAAUAGGCAUGUAAUAAUUCACUCUGGAGAGAAGCCUUUCAAAUGCCAGCUGUGUGAAAGGAGCUUCCGACUCAAUAAAGACCUGAAGACUCACAUGAGAAAGCACACAGGAGAGAAGCCUUUCUUGUGUCAUUACUGUGGCAAAACAUUCGGUCAUAAAGUAAGCCUCAAGACUCACAUGAGACUUCACACUGGAGAGAAGCCUUACACAUGCCCUCAGUGUGGAAAGAAUUUUACAUAUAAAGAUUCGUUUGAUUCCCACAUGAGAGUUCACACUGGAGAGAGCCCUCACACAUGCAAACAGUGUGGGAAGAUCUUCUCACAAAAAGGAAAUCUUAAGUAUCACAUGAGAAUUCACACUGGAGAGAAGCCUUUCACAUGUGAUCAGUGUGGAAAGAGUUUCAGGCAUAAAGUAACUCUUAAUAAACACAUAGGGAUUCAUUCAAGAGAGAACUGUUUCAAAUGUCAUCAGUGUGGACAAAAUUUCACAGACAGGAAACAGCUUAAGAAGCACGUAAUAAUUCACAUUGGACAGAAGCCGUUCAUGUGUCAUCACUGUGGAAAGAGUUUCACACUUAAAGGAAACCUCAAGACUCACAUGAGACUUCACACUGGAGAGAAGCCUUUUACAUGUCUUCAGUGUGAAAAAAGUUUCACAUAUCAAAGAGACUUGAAAAGUCAUUUACAAAGUCAUUCUGGGAAAAAAAAGUGUGACAAGAGGUUUAGAAAAAGAAGCAAUUUCAAACAUCACCUGCUCAUUCACUCUGGUGGAAGGCGAUUUAAUUGUGAUCAAUGUAAUAAAAAAUUUAUUUUGCCAUUACACUUACGGAUACACCUGAAAAGUCAUGCGGAUGUGAGACCCUAUUUGUGUUCCUUGUGUGGGAAGAGUUUUAAAUGGCUCGGCAGUUUAAAAUGGCACCAGAAAAUACGUUUCUGUGUAAAAUUAAGGCUUCGUUCACACCACAGCUAAGUGUGGGCCAAAUCGGAUUCCCCCUCAAAUACAGUAUAUUUGGUGAGGCUGUUCACAUGAAAUUUAACAUUUUGGCCCAUAUCAGAUAUUUAUCUGAUCAGGUGACACUCCUGUUAAACUUGACCAUGUCUUUUAUUUCUAUCCUUUAGUUAUUUAUAAUUUGCCUCGUAUAUUAGAUUAAUACUUUGGAAUCAAAAUAUUAGAUAAAUAAAUAAACUUUUGUCUUACUGUGAAAUCCCACA